AUGCAACUCUAUGGAACGAUACUCAUUGCUUUCUUGCUAAUUCUUGUUGUUGCACAAACAGCACACCAACGUGAGAACCCUUUAGGAAUUUCAUUGCAAUUCCAUCAAGUCAGAGAUGAGGAAGAUCCAUACUAUCAUCAAGGAAGGAUAAUUUUCAAUAACGCUCCGGUGGAAGAUCCCGAAGAACUUGGUAAAAUAUUUAUCACCAAGACACCGCCACCUCAUGUUUCAGCAGAUUUUGAAGCCAGAAGUGUAGAGUGUUCAACAGUGAUCAACAACUUGGAUGCAACAAUUUUUGACAAAAGUACCCAAGGAUAUGCGCAAUGCAGAAAGUUAACAGAAUGCAUGUACACUUAUUGCAAGCAAGAGUUGAAUGUCCUGAUCGGGUAUCUCAACCAAGAAACCUUCUUGUUGGAUGUUCCCAAUGGAAAAUCUCCCAUUAAUACUGCGUUUGAAAAGAUUGAGACUGUCUUAUCCAAGAGCAUUCCAAAUUACAAGAGCGAAAAUGCACUACUACUUCUCUCCUGUGAUGCAAACAGCAAAAAUCAAAACAAACCAAUACUUGCUGCGAACGGUAAUGUUUAUAAGAACCCAUGUGCAGCAGCAUUGGAAGAUGCACCUCAACCAUAUACUGAAAUGAGUCUCGAAAGGAUACCACCUGAUUUGCAUCCUAUUGACUCCAAUAGAAUACCCAAUAAGAGAAUUCUACUGAGACAUUACCUUCAGAUUGCCGUUAAAAUUGUGAGAUUCCUUUCCAAUUAUUUGAAGGAUCACUGUUUGUUCAGCACAGAAAUCCGAGUACUGCAGCAAGCAGAGCAACAAUUAGAAUUAGCACUCAAUGAGUUACUGUCUUACAAUGUUGAGGGUGUUUUAGAGACUGGAUCAGAUUCUAGAAGAGUAGCCAUCCCGAUACGAGACUUGGAGUUGAGUCGGGAAAUCGUUCAGAGACUGAAAGACAUGUUGAUGCAGGUGGUCAAAAUGUUGGUCUGA
This is a messenger RNA of Naegleria lovaniensis, 990 nucleotides long. RefSeq lists its product as uncharacterized. Lineage: Eukaryota; Heterolobosea; Eutetramitea; Acrasida; Naegleriidae. Bases 1 to 990 code for a protein of 329 amino acids. The transcript has a single exon. The record is from RefSeq and is a predicted model, not a curated record.